This is a messenger RNA of Lodderomyces margitis, 1692 nucleotides long. RefSeq names its product serine C-palmitoyltransferase (gene LCB2). Gene Ontology annotation, biological process: sphingosine biosynthetic process; ceramide biosynthetic process. Bases 1 to 1692 code for a protein of 563 amino acids. The transcript has a single exon. The record is from RefSeq and is a predicted model, not a curated record. NCBI's taxonomy places the organism in Eukaryota, Fungi, Ascomycota, Pichiomycetes, Serinales, Debaryomycetaceae. Gene Ontology annotation, molecular function: serine C-palmitoyltransferase activity; pyridoxal phosphate binding. Gene Ontology annotation, cellular component: serine palmitoyltransferase complex.
AUGUCGACAACCACUAAAACUUACUCCAAGUUUAUUCCAAAUGCACCAGAAGAUAACCGACCCAUUGAAGUCAGAAGUAAUCUUGAGUAUGGAAAACAACUGUCGAGAGAUUACUUGUAUGUUUCAAGACACCCUGUUGGAGAGCCUUUACCAAUCCCAAUUGAUGACGAUCCUCCAUACGUCAUUUACCUAUUAACUUACUUGAACUACCUCAUAUUAAUUAUAAUUGGACAUAUUAGAGACUUUUUCGGAAAGAUUUUUAAACCGCAAGAAUACGAACAUUUAGUUGAAAAGGAUGGAUACGCGCCAUGGUACGAUGGAUUUGAGAGUUUUUACGUGCGUAGGUUGAAGACAAGAAUCGACGAUUGUUUCGCAAGACCUAUUUACGGAGCACCAGGCAGAUACAUCAAAUGCUUCAACAGAAUUAGAGAUGGAAAAACCGGUUAUUUGUACGAUGGUACCUCGAAGGAAUGUCUCAACUUGUCCUCAUACAAUUACCUUGGAUUUGCCCAAUCUAGUGGUGUUUGUACUGACUUUGCCUUGAAAUGUGUUGACGAAUAUAGCACCUCAGGAUGUUCUCCAAGGUCAUAUUGUGGUACUACCGACUUGCACCGUGAAUGUGAACGAGUUAUUGCUGACUUUGUUGGAAAAGAGGAUGCCAUUAUUGUGAGUCAAGGGUACGGAACUAAUGCAACAUUUUUUGCGUCUGUCGCCGACUCAAAGACUUUGAUUAUUUCAGAUGAAUUGAACCAUGCAUCAAUUAGAUUUGGUAUUAGAUUAUCGGGGGCUAUUGUUAAGGUCUACAAGCACAAUGAUAUCAAGGACUUGGAGCAAGUAAUUCGUAACCAAAUUGCACAAGGACAGCCAAAGACUCACAGGCCCUGGAAAAAAAUCAUAAUCGCAGUAGAGGGUUUAUACUCUAUGGAGGGUAACAUGUGUAAUUUGCCUGACAUCAUCGACCUCAAAGAGAAAUACAACUGCUAUUUAUUUGUUGAUGAAGCUCACUCGAUUGGCGCAUUAGGCCCAGAGGGAAGAGGAAUCUGUGACUACUUUUCAGUAGACCCUGCUAGAGUUGACAUCUUGAUGGGUACUUUAACCAAGUCAUUUGGUGCUACGGGAGGUUAUAUAGCUGGUGACAAAGUAUUGAUUGAUAGAAUGAAAUUGGACUAUGAAACCAACUCAUAUAGUGAAUCCGUCCCACCACCAGUUUUGGGACAAAUAAUUUCUUCAUUAAACGUCAUUAGUGGUAAUCUUAACCCCGGAGAAGGGCAAGAGAGAUUACAGAGAAUUGCAUUCAACUCACGGUACUUGAGAUUGGGGUUGAAAAAAUUGGGAUAUAUUGUAUAUGGUGCUGACGACUCGCCAGUUAUUCCAGUUUUGCUAUUCUUACCUCCCAAAAUGCCGGCUGUUUCGAGAAUGUUGUACGACUUGGGCAUUGCUGUGGUCGUUGUGAGUUACCCUGCCACUCCCUUGGUUAGUGCCAGAGCUAGGUUAUGCGUUUCUUCGGCAUUAACGAAAGAAGAUUUGGAUUACGUGCUCACCAAGUUCAACCAAAUUGGGGACUUGAUAUAUUUGAAGUUCAGUAGUGGUAUAGCUGGUGGUUCCAAAGUUCCUGGACAGCCCCCACGUUGGUCCAUCGAGGAAGUGUUGGCAACUAAUGUUGAGGAUAGUAAAAAACCGAAAUUACUAUAA